Molecule: messenger RNA, 955 nt
Organism: Drosophila elegans
Lineage: Eukaryota; Metazoa; Arthropoda; Insecta; Diptera; Drosophilidae
Exons: 4
Coding region: 481-837 (118 amino acids)
Source: RefSeq, a predicted model, not a curated record
CGUCGUUCUUUAAAUAUUUUAUAAAUUAAUUCAGCAAACAGCAUAAGCGAAAUUAAAAAAUACAACAAAAACAUCAGGAAUUAAUGUAGUGCCUAAUGCAAUGUGUAAUAAAACCGAGUAGACAAGGAGGUGCAGCAGAUCAUUAAAUACCCGCAAACACAGUUACAACGUAAAAAAUAUAAAAUACAAAUUUAUAUUUAUUAUUGAAUAAAUAAGCAGAGUAAAUAUCACAUAUGCUACCCGUGAAAACAAAUUGAAUUAUUCAGCAAAUUAAACAGCAAAUACUUGUUGUCGUUUUAUGAAUGUUUGGCUUUUAAAGAGCAUACAACUUAAUUGAGGGUUACAAAGUGGUCUUGGCAACGAAUAAAUUCAUAAAGUGUGAUAUUGCAGACGGAAAUAUAACUGGAUCUGUAAAAAAGAAAAUAAAACGAAACUAAACAAUAUUUUUUCGAAAGCAAAAGUCAAAUAAAACCAAAGAACAUGUUGGCCUUUCACAACGAACACAUUGCAAGUUGCGCUUUUCUGACUUACUUCAGUCCGGAGAGCUCGGCCACGCCUGCAACGUCGCCCACUUCGGGGGCACAGGCUUCGCUCCACAAUGACAAACAAUCCAUCGCAGGGGUUGCCUAUCCAUGUGGCGCCCUAAACGUGCGGCGCUUGCGCUGGCAGCAACAUCCGCAGUCCUUUGGUUGUCCCUACCCACGUCUGCAGCUGCAACGCCACCGCCAGCAGCAGCAGCCUCUACAAAAUCAAAGCCAACCAUCGACUUCCGGCCGCCUCAGUUUGAGCAACCGCCACAAUUUGCGCGAACUCUGCAAAACUCAGGCAAUUUGCUAACAGCAAUUGCAUUCCGCUGCCAGCGAUGCAAGUGCCACUUCAGCAACAACAUCAUCAACAACAUCAUUAAGAAACCCAACAUCAAGCAAUCCAGGAACAAUAUCAAGCCCAUCGGGUC